This is a messenger RNA of Thamnophis elegans (Western terrestrial garter snake), 1921 nucleotides long. Its product is annotated as interferon-inducible GTPase 5-like. The transcript is spliced from 2 exons. Gene Ontology annotation, molecular function: GTPase activity; GTP binding. NCBI's taxonomy places the organism in Eukaryota, Metazoa, Chordata, Lepidosauria, Squamata, Natricidae. The record is from RefSeq and is a predicted model, not a curated record. Bases 203 to 1438 code for a protein of 411 amino acids. Gene Ontology annotation, cellular component: membrane.
AUUCACUCAUGAAAAAGGGUGGGAACAUUUUUAUUAUUUGACAAACCAACACAAAAGGAAGUGAAAGGUAUAUAAGAGAGAUGCAGUCUUUCUGACCUGAGGAGUCUGGCUAUUUUUGAAAAGGAAUCCACCGCAGCCUGCGUAGAGACCUUUGAGAAUUACUCAUUUGAUAAAAAUAAUCUGCACCGAACAAAGAGUAGCUAUGGGCAAUCUAGUUCUAAAGGAUGCUGUAAGGAGAGAAUUCGAAGAUUUAAAGAGCGAUUUGAAUCAAGGCAAUAUCCCCAAAGUGGCAGCAGAAUACCAAAAACAGUUAAAUGAAAUGAUGAGUCUGCCCCUUAAUAUCGCAGUUACUGGAGAUGCCGGUGUUGGGAAAUCCUCUUUUGUCAAUGCCUUCCGAGGUGUAAGUGAUGAUGAUAAUGAAGCAGCCAAGGUUGGGCCAGGGAAAGAAACCAUGGAGCUAAAGGCCUAUCCUCACCCUUCAUUCCCUAAUAUAAAAAUAUGGGACCUCCCAGGGAUCGGAACCUAUAAGGUUAAGGCAGCGAAAUAUCUGAAGUACGUCCAAUUUGAAAGAUAUGAUGUCUUUAUUAUGGUUAUUUCUGAUCGUUUUACUGAAAACACUACUUUGCUGGCAAAGGAAAUCCAAAGAAUGAAGAAGAAGUUUUACUAUGUGUGUAGCAGAAUUGAUGUCACUAUCAACAAUGAAAAGGGGAAAAGGAAUUUCAAUUUGCAAGACACCUUGGCUGCUAUGAAGAAAUAUUGUGAAGAUAGUUUGAAAGAGGCAGUUGGGGUUUCCUCAAGUGUGUUUCUGGUAUCAAACCGGGAGGUACACAUGUAUGAUUUCCCUCUCCUGCACGAGAGAAUAGCCACUGAACUGCCUGACCACAAGAAAGAUAUUUUAACACUGGCUGUUCAGAUUUUCUCAGAAAAUGAAUUGAUGAGGAAAAAAGAGCUAAUGAAAUCUUAUAUAAAGAAGGUAGCCUUGAUAUCUUGUGCUUGUGGAGCGGUGCCUGUCCCGGGUCUCUCUAUGGCUUGUGAUGUUGGAAUUUUGAUAGAUGUUCUGAGACGUUUCUGCAGGGUGUUUGGCUUAGAUGACCAGUCCCUCCGAUUUCUGGCACUUCACACGGGAAAAGAAUUUCAAGAGCUGAGGUCGGCUAUUAAGAAAACCCCCUUAGCCAACACAAUCAAUGCAGAAUUGGUUUUUUCUCUCUUGAUGAAGUCAUCUCUCUGGGUCGCCGUAUCGAUGGUGGAAAUGGUUCUUGAUGUUAUACCUCUUAUCGGGUCUGUGUUUGGUGGUGCGAGUUCAUACGUAGUCACGUAUUAUUUUCUGAACAGCUUUCUUGAUGAUGCUGUGGAAGACGCCCAAAAUGUUAGAGCAAAACUUCUUCAGCAACCAGAAUCCCAGAGAAAGUUUAAAGACACCUCCCAAAACCUCCUCUGAAGGAAACAAUCCAGCAUUUCAUCCAAACGAAACUGGUGGGAGAAAAUAAUAAUGUUUCAAUCCCCUUUUAGGAAAGCUUGUUUUCUUGUGUUUAAGAAUUCCUUGAUUGGAGUGUGUGCUUGAUCCUCCAGGGGGCAAAGGAGUAUCUCUGUCUGCGGGUAUCUCCCUGGGAACUCAGAAAUUAAACAUUGAUCUGUAUUGCUUGAGGGUGGUUUCUUUUUCUCUUUCUCUUUCUUUUCUGUUCUAUUUGUAACAAUUCUAAAUACCAAAACAAUAAGAGAUUUUGAUGAGAAUUUGAAGCUGCCUAUUUCACAGCGGUUUUUGAAAAAUAUCAUGGAAAGAAACAAUAUGCUCUGCUUGAUAUGUCUCAUUAAUGUUAUAACCAUUAAUUCCAUAACUUCAGUUAUUAUCUGUCUAUGCACAAAUUGUUUUUGCAGUUACAUCUCUUCUUUAAAUUAAAAGAAUUUUAAAUAAAGCUUUGAA